Messenger RNA from Cololabis saira (Pacific saury), 3142 nucleotides. RefSeq names its product bone morphogenetic protein 10 (gene bmp10). The transcript is spliced from 2 exons. Gene Ontology annotation, cellular component: extracellular region. The record is from RefSeq and is a predicted model, not a curated record. Gene Ontology annotation, molecular function: growth factor activity; cytokine activity. NCBI's taxonomy places the organism in Eukaryota, Metazoa, Chordata, Actinopteri, Beloniformes, Belonidae. Gene Ontology annotation, biological process: SMAD protein signal transduction; BMP signaling pathway. Bases 448 to 1926 code for a protein of 492 amino acids.
AGCCCACCAUAUCAUAGAUAAGGGACAGGAGGACAGAGCUGGGAAAACAGAGCAGAGCUCAGAGAGAGACUGACAGAGGAGAGGACACAACAGAGAUGAGUCGGACAGACAAAGGCGAGCCUCGGCCACCCUGUCACCGGAACCACCACCCUGUUGAAAAGGACUUCAAAAGGUGUGCAUGAGAAUAAAUGCUGUUAAAUCUGGAGGAGAGCCACAGGAGAACGCGUGCCUGCAGAGGGGCUCACAUUGGUCAGUGCAGGGGUCAACAACACUUCAGCCGCUGCCAGGAAGCCUCAACUUUCUUAGGCUGCACAUGAACUGACCAUAAUCGCAUAGCUCUUUGGAUUUAUAUUGAGAAAUUAGGAUAAUUUUUUCUCCUUGUUGCAUGAGCUCAUCCAUAGAUGACCAUAGAGGGUGUAAACUAAGUUACUGCCGAUCACUUCUCCCAUGGCGAGAAUCUGGGUCUCUCAACUAGGAACCAUUUGCAGCUCCAAGAUUUUGUUCUUGUUGUUAUCCGCCCUGCUGAUCCAGAGGCCUCUGUUUGGAGAGAGCAGCCCAAUCUCCAGUCCUCGCCAGAGGCAUCGUCCCCCUCCGGGGCUGGGGGACGGCCAUGGAGGGGUGGUGGACCCAUCGCUGCUGGAGCAAGAUGCCAACUCGGAUAUGCAAAGCGUCCUGGAGGGCCUGAAGGAACAGUUUCUGCGAACGUUCAACCUCUCUGGCUUGGGUCCGCCUGCCUUGCCUCCUGGAGGUGCAAGAGAGGAGCCGCCUGAAUACAUGAUGGAGCUUUACAACCGCUUUGCUAGUGACCGGACCGCCAUGCCCACCGCCAACAUCAUCCGCAGCUUCAAAAACGAAGAUUCAACUCCCAGUGUUGUGGAUGUUGGAGGAGUGAGGCGCCACCCACUCCUCUUCAACGUGUCAAUCCCCCAUCACGAACACAUCACUGCGACUGAGCUCCGCCUCUACACCCUUGUCCAGAUCGACCGCCACCUCUAUGCCGGUGUCGACCGCAAGGUCACUAUCUACGAAGUGGAACUGCACGCCCAACCUGACAACGUGACUGAUGUGAGGACAGCGAGAGGAGACGCCUUCGUUGGGGCAGAGGAGCGCACAGACCUGCUGGAACUGGCUUCACGUCAAGUUUACGGGACAGAUAACAGCUGGGAGGCUUUUGAUCUCACUGCCGCCGCUCAGCGUUGGCGCAAAUCUGACGGCGGCACCACGCACCGGUUGGAGGUGCACGUUUCCAGCCUUCCUAGUGACGAGAAUGUUGACGAUGUGAACGACCACGGCGAAGACGGUGGUCUACCCGAAGGUGACAUGAAGAUUGACAACAGUCCCGAGGAAAGGCAUAAGCCCCUGCUGAUUGUUUUCUCCGAUGAUCAAAGUAGUGAUCACCGUGACGACAGACGCGACCUGAACGAGAUGAUCGACCACGAAACCUCCGACACGGUUCUACGGAAUGACGUGGGCCUGGGUCUCGAUGGGUUGUGGGGGGAGCUGGGAAGUGACAGCGAGGAGGGAGAGCCGAAUGAAGAAGACCUCAUCCAGAUGCGGUCGAACCUGAUCUACGACACGGCGUCCCGCAUCCGACGCAACGCCAAGGGCAACCACUGCAAGAAGCAGUCUCUGUACGUAGAGUUCAAGGACAUCGGCUGGGACAGCUGGAUCCUGGCGCCCACCGGUUACGAUGCCUUUGAGUGCACCGGUGCUUGUUCCUAUCCGCUGACGAAGCACGUCACACCCACGAAGCACGCCAUCGUCCAGACACUGGUCAACAUCAACAGCCCUCAGAAAGCGGCGCGGGUGUGUUGCGUGCCCACCAAGCUCGAACCCAUUUCCCUGCUGUACCUGGACGACACAGGAGUGGUCACCUACAAGUACAAGUAUGACGGCAUGGUGGUGGCGGAGUGUGGCUGCAGAUAGUCCGCAGCGCCAGAGAGUUUAACUCUUAGGAAAGUCUUACCACAAGAGGAAGGACACAAAACUAACAAUAAGCUGCAAGGACGGGUGAUGGGGUUGUGUUCAAGCACAGAGAGAGACAGUUUCUGACGUCUCUGUGAGGGUUUUUCAGUGAGACUGGACGUUUUUAUUCAGCAGUGAUACCAGGUGGACAAUCAUGUAUUUUGUACUGUAAAUCAUUCCCUUAUGGCUCGAGCAUGGAUAUCAGCUGCCGUCAGUCACACAGCGGAGGGAAGAUAGAGCCGGUUAACACAUCGACUGUCAACAGGUUGCCAAGGAUGAUUUAAAGGUAUGCCAUCAUACUAAGAAAACUGAAAAGACUCGAGAUCUCUCAGCAAACUGAACCUGCUCUACAAUCUGUGCAGCUUGGUGGGAACUAGUGGGUCAGUGGUCCUCCUCCCUCUCCUUUCCCCUGACAUCUAUCUUCCUCUCCACUUAUCUCUGCCCUCCCCGCUGAAUGCGAGCACUUAUCAGCACUUCAUGUGACUCGGCACAGUGAAAUAACCUCCCCGAGGCAACCUGACGAGCCAUGAACUCCCCAGGCCCACCUCCUGCAGCCUUCUGAUAUCCUGAGGUCCUGGUGGCAGGGUUAUCUAUCUCAACCCUGUUUCCCACUUCACAUGCCUCUUUUCCACUGCCCCGGGUCACAGCGAUAGGAAGGUGUUGGGGGCUGAGAAACAUGAAUGCCGCCACUCGUGACCGGAGGACUCGAAGCCAUUCUGGGCAACUUUUGACAUGGUGGGAGGUGGGGGGAGAGGGGCCAGGGGUUGUCCACAUUCCUUGGCAAACUGUUUUAACUGACUGACCCAGCUCUGCGUACCUUCUGCAUUUCUAAAACUGAGUCAUCCAUCACUUCUUUGGAAAGAAAAUGGCUUUGUUGGAAUGUGACAAUCUUUAAGCCUGAAUUAAGAUGGAAAAGUGGCCACGCUGUCGCUUUUAUGGAUGCCUAAAGGAAUUACUUCCGUUUGUUAUACGCCUUUUGAUACCUCUGCUGCUUGUGUCAAAUAAAAGAAUAUUUAUUGUUCUAAUUUAUUAAUUUUUACGACAGAGUAGAUGACUAUAUGUACAUUUGUUAGCGUAGAGCAGGUUUUGUAACCAUGACAAUGCAUUUGCAGCACAAAAUGAACUUGUUGGGAAGAGAAUUGAUAACGAUUUAUAGACAAUAAAAAAACAACUACUU